AUGGUACAAUUAGACUUGUCGGGAGAGGACGAGAAGGACGACGACCUGACGAAGGAGUUUGUGAUGGCAGAGGCGCCGAUGGAGGAGACGACGACGCAGGCGGUGAAGCAAAUGUGAGGAGCCGUUUUAAAAUCGCGGAAACCAACAUCGCGGAUAAAAAUGUCAAAAUCGCGGAUUCUUGCAUGAGCCAUACUUGACGCGCACGUGUCACUAACCUAACUGAUUUUCCAUCAAAACCAAAUUAUGGGUCCUUGAAUACAACUUUGUUUGGCUAAAUAUAUUUUGCAAAGUUACUUUCGACGAGUUUCGAUUUGUUACUCUUAUUGUUCACUGUUUCUGACGCGUUCGUCAGUUCAAAAAACGCAAGCUUACUGUACAUGCGUGUCAAGUAUGGCGCAUGCAAGAAUCUUUUUUGGAAUUUUUUCCGCAAUUUUUGUUUCCGCGAUUUUACUGAAUUCCCCCGUUUUGGCACGGCCUCAAUGUGAGUCGCUUAAUCUCAGAUGGUAUCAUUCGAAAGGGGAAAAGAGCCAUAAGUCGGGGAAACACGGAAAAGGAAGUGGAAAGUGGCGAGGGACUGAAAACUGAAGUUUCAUUAGUUCCAUUCGCUUUGAAGCUGACCGUCAAUCGUUGAUCGUUGAAAGUUCGUUGAAACGCCAGAAGGCACAAUCACCAUUUCCAUGAAAAUCAUCCUCCGUUCGCCUUUUCCCUUUCCAAUUCCCUUGAAAGUAACGAGAAGGAUGCGGUGUUCACAUUUCAUCUCUAUUUUCUCAUUUUCAUCAUCAUCUAUGUUUUCGUUUAUGAAUAAUUCGAAAAAAGAGUGGAAUAAUGACAGUCGGAGGUUCGAACGAAUAAUAUUUAUUUUUUGAACCCUUCCGUUUUUCUUUAUUAUGGUCGUCUGGAAAUUGGCUUCACCUAGACAUAAUCCUUUUCCACUUUCCAUUUUCUCCGUCUCUAGUUUCUCCGCACAUCCUUCUAGCAAAGAACGCGCGAAAAAGCGAAAUACAUAAAAACGGGGAAAUGUAUAAAAUCUGUGAGCGGCCGCGAAAUGUCAUGAACGGGCCGUAAAAGAACACGGAAAUCGGCCAUUCCUUCACCCACUCAAACGAAUUUCAGAGCGACGACGACGAAAGAGACGCUGAAAGAUGUGGUUGUGAACAAAGUGAUCGAUGUGAAGGACGUCGUCAAAGAGAAAGUUAUGCAGCAGACUGGAAGUGAGUCAUUUUGAUCCAGUUUGGAGUUUUCGUUUUGGACGGAAGAGAUUGUAGGAAGUGAAUAAUAGGAGGAUUACUGUAGUUGUCCAGACUGCUCAAUGAUCUCUAAUCAGUUGAGCAGAAGUCAGAAGUGAACUAUGAUAAUCCUUCGAUGCCAUUUAUUGGGUUUCCCUUGUUUCUGAAAUUCGAGACGCCUCUUUCGUAACUCGGAAGUUCAUAAAACAUUUCAAAAGACCACCCAAAUUCAGUUUUGCAAAAGUUCUUGUAUCCUUCCGAUCGAACACCUGCCUAUAGUCCACCCAUAGAUAUCUGUCUGCCUCGCUGUUCCAGAACAAUCGUUUCUUUCGGAAUCCGAAAUCCCAAAAACCAACGGCGCCGGCCAGUUUCACAGCUUCUCUUCCCUUCCCCAAUUGUAAUUUGAUAUUCGGUGGCGAUGCAGACGCCCUCUCUCUCUCUCUCCCUUUUCUUUCCUCCUCCCAAUGCAUUGAAUAUUCUAGAUUUUUUACUUUCGAGUAGAGAGAAAAGAGGGAAAAGUAGCCGUGGAGCAUUGACGUCGCCGCGUUGGGCGCAAGAAACGGAAGAGCAUGUGCCGAAAAAGUGGUGUGUCCCUGGAGGGAAAACGCGAAGAAUUAAGAGCAGAAAAAGAAGAAGAAGAAGUCGGAGAGCGGGAGAACAAUAACACAUUCAUCUCCGAGCCUAGAAGUAGUGUGGUCAGUCGGCCGUUUAUGAGUCGGCGCUGACGGGCAAGACGGAUAAACAGUGCGCGAAAUAAUUAGGUGGAGCCCUCGGAACACAUGUCCUGGAUUUCGGCAGUCCUGAGACUCGAAUUUGUACGAAAUCUGAAAGAGAUUGAUGAAGUGAAGGGGAGAGAAGAGAAAAAUGAUCGCCACUUUUCAGUGCCCGAAUGGGCGUUUGUCUUCCUCGGAUUCGUGUUCAUUCUGCUCGUUCUCGCCUGCGCGUUCGUCAUCAUUCGGAAGUUAUUCGGAAAGAAACGGCACGGAGAGAAGAACAAGAAGGGAGGAAUCAAGGGACUGUUCGGAAAAGGACAGGACGUCGUCGAUGGAAAGAAUAUUCAAGGGGUUCGUACUGGAAGAAAAGAUGAGAUGAUAAUGGAAGAUUAGUUCAGAUGGCUCAAGACUUGGAAGAGCUCGGAGACGCAAUGGAACAGAACGAGAAGGCGCAGGCGGAAGAGAAGGAGGACGUGAAAUUGGGAAGGAUACAGUACAAAUUGGACUACGAUUUCCAACAAGGACAGCUGACAGUGACUGUGAUCCAGGCGGAAGAUCUUCCCGGAAUGGACAUGUCCGGUACUUCUGAUCCAUAUGUCAAGCUGUACUUGUUGCCGGAGAAGAAGAAGAAAGUGGAGACAAAAGUGCACAGAAAGACUCUGAAUCCAGUCUUCAACGAGACGUUCAUUUUCAAAGUGGCAUUCAACGAGAUCACCGCCAAAACGCUCGUCUUUGCCGUUUACGACUUCGACAGAUUCAGCAAGCACGAUCAGAUCGGACAAGUUCUAAUUCCACUCGGCAAGAUUGAUUUGGGACAAGUGAUCGAGGAAUGGAAGGACAUUGCACCGCCUCCAGAUGACAAAGAAGCGGUGAGAGAAGUCGGCAGUCGUCCUGAAAAUGAUCGGUUUUUCAGGAGAAGAGUCUCGGAGACAUCUGCUUCUCCCUUCGGUACGUGCCCACUGCUGGAAAGCUGACGGUCGUCGUGCUGGAAGCCAAGAACCUCAAGAAAAUGGACGUCGGAGGUCUUUCAGGUAAACCCCUUUCCUUUUCUCUUCGCAGAAUAAGAUCUUUGACAUUUCGCAAAAGUUUGAAAAGUGUAUAACUGUAAGAUCCGUACGUGAAACUGGAGAUGCACGGAGAGGACAGAAAACGGUUGAAAAAGAAGAAGACGUCGAUCAAGAGACACACUUUGAAUCCGUACUACAACGAGAGUUUCGUGUUUGACAAACUUCCCUUGCACAAGAUGAAGGUGAUCCGAGAUCGAGACAAUCCGUCUCUCGCCUAUCUCUCUCUCUCUCUAACUUCCCUCCCUCCCUCCGAUCCCUUGCAGCUUCCUCUUCUUUCCUAACUCUUUCUUCUAACCAUUUCCCGGGUGUUUUGCAGAUCCUUACGUCAAAAUAGUGCUGAUGCAGGGCGGAAAGCGGCUCAAAAAGAAGAAGACGUCAAUCAAGAAGUGCACUCUUAACCCGUAUUAUAACGAAUCCUUCAGCUUCGAAGUGCCUUUCGAACAGAUUCAGGUGGCUUUCCUAACCCUUUGUUCAUCCAUUCUAACUUCUUUUCCUCCCGUUCUUCACACUUUUACGGGUCAACGGGUUUUCGUUACAGAAAGUCUCGCUUAUGAUAACUGUGAUGGAUUACGAUAAACUCGGCUCAAACGACGCCAUCGGACGGUGUCUGCUUGGUUGCAAUGGAACUGGAGCCGAGCUCAGGUGAGUCACAGAGCCCUGCCGUCAAUUCUGAGAUCUUUUCAGGCAUUGGAUGGACAUGCUGGCCUCUCCGCGUCGUCCGAUCGCUCAAUGGCACACGCUUGGGCCAGUGGAGGAAGAGGGCGACAAGAAGGAAGAGAAGAAGUGA
Molecule: messenger RNA, 3793 nt
Organism: Caenorhabditis sp. 36 PRJEB53466
Lineage: Eukaryota; Metazoa; Nematoda; Chromadorea; Rhabditida; Rhabditidae
Source: the annotation of a GenBank genome assembly